AUGUUUUAUGAAUAUGACUUAAUCAUUAUCGGAGCUGGACCAGCUGGAUUAACUGCUGCUAUUUAUGCUCGAAGAGCUCUACUCAAAACCUUAAUUUUAGAAAAAACUUUACCAGGUGGGAAAUUAAACAAAACUGAAGAUGUAGAUAAUUAUCCAGGCUUUACUUCAAUUAAAGGCCCAGAACUAGCAACAAAAAUGACUGAACAUGCUAAAUAUUAUGAGAUCGACUGGGAACAAGGAGAAGUAACAAAAGUGGAAAAAAAAAACAAAAGGUUUAUCGUAAAAACAAACGAAGCAAACAUUUUCAAUAGCAAGGCAAUUAUUAUUGCUUCGGGAGCAAUUGAAAACAAGUUAAAGAUCAAAGGAGAAGAAGAACUAACUAACCUAGGUGUUUCUUAUUGUGCUAUCUGUGACGGUUUUCUCUUUCGAGAAAAAGUUGUAGUGGUAGUUGGCGGAGGAUAUUCAGCUCUAGAAACAGUUUUAUAUAUGAGUAAUAUAGCUAGUAAAGUUUAUUUAGUUCACCGACGCACUGAUUUUCGUGCUGGAAAAGAAAUAGUAGAAAAAGUUAAAAACAAUUCAAAAAUAGUUAUCUUUUCAAACUCGAUUUUAGAUGAAAUUGUAGGAAAUCAAAAAGUAGAAAAAGUAAUUAUCAGCAAUUUAAUUAGUAAUGAAAUAAGUGAAUUAUCAACUGACGCGGUUUUUCCUUGCAUCGGCCUUUCACCUCUAAGUAAUUUCACCCAUGAACUAGGCAUUUGUGACCAACAAAAUUACAUUUUCAUCAGAGACGAUUGUUCCACUUUAGUUCCUGGUUUGUUUGCAGCAGGCGAUGUAGCUCGAAAUAAUGAAAAUAAAAUUAAACAAAUUGUCACUGCUACUGCCGAAGGAGCUAUUGCUGCCCAAUCAGUAAUCAAAUACUUAGAAAAUUUUUAA
This is a messenger RNA of Ambispora leptoticha, 930 nucleotides long. NCBI's taxonomy places the organism in Eukaryota, Fungi, Glomeromycota, Glomeromycetes, Archaeosporales, Ambisporaceae. The record is from the annotation of a GenBank genome assembly.